Molecule: messenger RNA, 1860 nt
Organism: Condylura cristata (star-nosed mole)
Lineage: Eukaryota; Metazoa; Chordata; Mammalia; Eulipotyphla; Talpidae
Gene: ATXN10
Product: ataxin 10
Exons: 1
Coding region: 77-1510 (477 amino acids)
Biological process (GO): neuron projection development
Cellular component (GO): cytosol
Source: RefSeq, a predicted model, not a curated record
CCGCCCCGCGUCUUCCUCCUCGCGCUCCUCCUCGCUCGGCUGCUCGCUGACCGCGCGGCGCGCUGCAGGCUGCAAGAUGGCUGCGCCCAGGCCCCCGCCCGCCUGGCUGUCGGGCGUGCUGGUGCAGGUGCCCAUCCAGGACCUGGAGGCCCUGCGCGCGCUGACCGCGCUCUUCAAGGAGCAGCGGAACCGAGAAACCGCGCCCAGGACUAUCUUCCAAAGAGUCCUGGACAUCCUGAAGCGGGCUUCUCACGCCGUGGAGCUGGCCUGCAGAGAUCCGCGCCAAGUGGAGCAUCUGGCCUCCAGCCUGCAGCUCAUCACCGAGUGCUUCAGGUGUCUCCGGAACGCGUGCAUAGAGUGCGCCGUGAACCAGAACUCCAUCAGGAACCUGGACACCAUUGGCGUCGCCGUUGAUCUGGUUUUUCUUUUCCGUGAGCUGCCUGUGGAGCAGGAGUCCCUGUUGACGGCUUUUCGCUGCGGCCUGCAGUUCUUAGGCAACGUUGCCUCACGAAAUGAAGAGUCCCAGGCUGUUGUGUGGACGCAUGCUUUUCCAGAACUCUUUUUGUCUUGCUUAAAUCAUCCAGACAAAAAGAUCGUUGCUUACUCGUCCAUGAUACUGUUCACCUCUCUUAAUUCUGAAAGAAUGAAAGACCUGGAGGAAAACCUCAAUGUCGCCAUUGACGUUGUGGACGUUCACCGAAGGCAGCCUGAAUCCGAGUGGCCGUUCUUGAUUAUUACCGACCAUUUUCUGAAAUGCCCGGACCUGGUCAAAGCCAUGUAUGCCAAAAUGAGCGAUCAAGAAAAGGUUACCUUGUUGGACGUCAUGGUCGCCAGAAUAGCCGGUGAUGAGUCCCUGCUCCAGGAUGACGUCUCUGUGUUUCUGAGCCAUGCUGAGUUGAUUGCAAGUGCUUUUGUGGGUCAGUACAAGACUGUGCUGACUCUGGCCUCCGACCUGCAGACGGGGGAGGAGGCGGCGGCUCUGGCCACCAUUAGGCUCCUGGAUGUGCUGUGUGAGAUGUCGGCUCACACUGAUCUCCUGGGCUACCUGCAGGUCUUUCCCGACUUGCUGGAACGAGUGAUUGAUCUUUUACGACUGAUUCAUGUCGCGGGCAAAGACAGCACAAACAUCUUCAGCACCUCGUGCUGCGUGCAGGCUGAGCGAGAGGUCUCAAAUGUGGCCGAGGGGUUGAAGUCUCAUCUCAUUCGCUUGGUUGGAAAUCUGUGUUACAAGAAUAAGGACAACCAAGACAAAGUGAGCGAGCUGGAUGGCAUCCCCUUGAUCCUGGACAGCUGCAGUGCAGACGACGGCAACCCCUUUCUCAGCCAGUGGGUAGUGUAUGCCAUCCGAAACCUCACGGAGGACAACAGCCAGAACCAAGACUUGAUCGCCAAGAUGGAAGAGCAGGGCCUGGCGGAUGCCUCCCUGCUUAAACAGAUGGGAUUUGAGGUGGAGAAGAGGGGUGACAAGCUCAUUCUGAAACCUACCGGUGACAGGCCUCAGCUGGAAUGAACUCUCCAUCCAGAUAUCUGCAUUUUCAGGACCUGUCUCUCGUGUAGUUUUCAUCUUCUGCAGCAUGUGAAAUUGCAAGUGUGUAAGAUUAAUAAGUGCAAAUUCAGGAACACUUGACUCUUAGAUAAUAGGUAAAAGUUAGAUGUCUAUAAGCUUAAACACGAAAGUACGUGAGCAUUCUGUUGUUGAUGUUGUUUUCUUGAAAAAAUGUAACUGUCUGCUUUGCCUUUUGCCCUGUGGAUACAAUGUAUGUGUAAGUGGGAUAUUGUGCUUUCUGUGGCAGCAAAUAAUAAAAGCCCGUUGAGAGCCCAUCCCUUCCUUGGUAUAAAUAAAUAUUGGUGUUAAAUUCA